AUGAGGCGGUGGGCAGCAAGCAGUGUUAAAGUUGGACAAGACCGAGGCAAAUAUAAGAAGGAUUUGAUUUUAUCUAUACUCAAGUCGACUACUACUAAAAGAGAGGCUAGAGAGUAUCUUAUGAAAUAUGGUACCGAGCUGCUUUUAAGUGGAAUGGAUUCUCCUUCGCAAGGUAGAAGCAUUCUAUGGAAUAAAAAAGCGUUGCCCGGCCAAUUGAUUGACAGUGAAGUGUUCAGAUCGGAAACAAAAAUGACAUCGCCUAAACAACUCGCCCUUAUCCGGUUACCAACAAAUCUUUCAAAUGCAUCUUACAAAAGUAUGAUUGACUCUUUCGACGCUUUGAGAUUACUUGGCAUUUCAAUUGUUUUCCUGCUAGACGAUUCAAAUGAAUGCAAUAAUCGAGGUGAGCGAGAUGUAUCAUACCUUCGAUCUCGUGCUCUCGAUAUCACCAAAGCGUUUUCCUCCCAUUCUGCAAGAGCUCUCCACGUUACUCCCUUGAUGUCAGCAUUCAUCAAGAGAAAUGGUGAGGUAACCGUCUCAGACACCAAUCAUAUCACCUUCCCUCUUAUUCAGGGGAGUAUUCCUCUUGUAAUUCCAACUGCUUACAACACAAACCUUGGGAAAUACGAACGUAUUGAUGGACAGGUUGCACUUUUGACUACUAUCAUAGGACUUGAUAUGUCGAAGUUGGCCGAUGUUCAAAAAAUCGUAUUCAUAGAUUCCUUAGGCGGAAUUCCUUCCAUCGAACGUGGACGAACUAGUCAUGUUUUCAUCAAUAACUCGCAAGAGUAUUCUGAUAUUGUUUCAGAGUUACACAUCGGCUUCAUCGAGCCUGAAGUGAGAGAGCGGCAUCUAAUUAAUCUAUCGAACAUGCGAGAGCUUCUUCUUGCUUGUUCUAGCUUCUCGGAAACUACAGGGAUUAUUCUUCGCCCAGAGGAUAUGUUUCAAAAGCUGAACGAGCUAAGUCCUGUUGCAUACAACGUCCUCACAGAUAGGCCCAUUGUUUCAUCCUCAUUACCUCUGAGUCGAUCACGUACACCUCAAGUCACCACUUCUAUAAUCAAGAAUGGGUUUGAUGUUCGCGUGCUCUUUGCAAACGAUAAUAAGGCAAAAUUUGAAUCUUUAUGUGAGGAUAAAAGUAUUAGCAGAGAACAAUUUAUUUCAAUGAUCAAUGACUCUUUCGGCAGGACAUUGAAGUUGGAGUAUUUGAAUCGCUUAAAUAGCUGUCUUGAUUGUAUCAUCAUCAUUGGUGAUUAUGACGGAGGCGCGGUGAUCACAAGAGAGUGGUUGUCUACGGGUCAGACCGUUCCAUAUCUUGACAAAUUCGCAAUUCCAAAACGCAAUCAGGGGCUACCUAGCUUAGCAGAUGUUAUUUUUAAGGCUAUGUUGCAGGCGUACCAGGAUGAGAUCAUCUGGAGGUCUCGCAGUCUGAAUCCGGUGAACAGGUGGUAUUUUGAGAGAAGCAACGGAUCAUACAGCUACCCAAGUUCACCCUGGAGAUUAUUCUUUGCUGGCGAAUCUUUCAACAAUAAAAUUUCUAGAGAAUUUUCUCUGAAGAUCUCAUCAUAUUGGGACUUGAUUAAGUCGAUACCUGCCUCCUUUACGGAUGCCUAG
This is a messenger RNA of Candidozyma auris, 1614 nucleotides long. RefSeq names its product acetyl-CoA:L-glutamate N-acetyltransferase (gene ARG2). The transcript has a single exon. Lineage: Eukaryota; Fungi; Ascomycota; Pichiomycetes; Serinales; Metschnikowiaceae. The coding region runs from base 1 to 1614 and encodes 537 amino acids. The record is from RefSeq and is a predicted model, not a curated record. Gene Ontology annotation, cellular component: mitochondrial matrix. Gene Ontology annotation, molecular function: L-glutamate N-acetyltransferase activity, acting on acetyl-CoA as donor; arginine binding. Gene Ontology annotation, biological process: L-arginine biosynthetic process.